This is a messenger RNA of Coffea eugenioides, 1917 nucleotides long. RefSeq names its product transcription factor bHLH48-like. Gene Ontology annotation, cellular component: nucleus. Gene Ontology annotation, biological process: regulation of DNA-templated transcription. Bases 638 to 1711 code for a protein of 357 amino acids. Lineage: Eukaryota; Viridiplantae; Streptophyta; Magnoliopsida; Gentianales; Rubiaceae. The record is from RefSeq and is a predicted model, not a curated record. Gene Ontology annotation, molecular function: protein dimerization activity; DNA-binding transcription factor activity. The transcript is spliced from 7 exons.
CGUAGUAUUAAUGGCGUGCAUGAGAGAGAGAGAGAGAGAGGGGAAGAUGUUACAGUGAACAAACAGGGGACCAGACCAGACCAACUUACGUUUCUUUCUUUCCACUAUUUACUUCUUCUUCAUUCUCGUUUCGCUACCUUUUAGCCCGUCUCCUUUCACCCACUUUCUCUUCUCAAUAAUACUCCCCCACUAUAAACUCGAAAGCAGGGGCACCCCUGCAGCAGCAGAAGAAGAAAUAGCUAGAGAUUGACCGCCAUUGAACCAGAACAAGAAACAAGAACCCAUUUUCCACAAACCCACCAAAAAAAAAGAGAAGAAGACAUUUUCAAGGAGCACAAAGAAUAACGUAUAGAGGGUAGAGGGAGAAAAGGAAGCCGGGAAAGUUUCUUUUCUUUUUCUUCCAAAAUUCUCUCUGCCAUUGGAAAAGCUUUUUGAGUACUUUUUCUGCUUCUAAGUUUUGUACUUUCUUUCUACGUAGCACUGAAAAAAAAGUCCAUUUUUUUUAAAAAGUAUUUCUUGGAAAAGCGUUUCCCUCUUUUUUUGAGCUCUUUUGCGGAACAGUUAAGGUGUCUGUUAGCAAUUGGGUCGGGUCGGGCUAAUUUCCGGGGGCUGGACUAGUGCAAUUCGGAACUUGGAAAUGGACUCAAUGGAAGCUAUUCAAGCUAGAUCCGCUACCUGUGAAGUCAUCGGAGGGGAGUUUAGCCACCAGGUCGGGGAAGAAAUUCACCGGCUAAUGUCUGUGCAGCCGGAUUCUGGGAGUUCAUUCACCGCACUGCUUGAACUUCCGGCAAAUCAAGCCGUGGAGCUCUUAGUGCACUCGCCGGAGGCCGCCAUAGCUGAAAGUCCUUCCGUGACACGACCCCUAGAGCAAUUCAGUCAAUGUCCUCCUCCUCCGCCGGCUUCGACGCUUAUUUUCCCUUCCGACACCGCUCUCGUGGACCGAGCUGCCAAAUUCUCGACCUUAGUAAAUUCAGAUGACAACUCAAGGGCAAAAUUGGAAAGUGUGAAGCAAGAGCCAGCGGACUCCGAUUCCAACCCGAACUCCAACUCAUCUCCAGCUGUUUCGCACCCCGCCGUUGAGCAGAAUCCGAAUUCUGCAAAGCGAAAGGAGAGGGAGAAAAAGGGCAAAGAAUCUAACAAGAAGGGCAAAAAAGCUGCAAAUGAAACCUCCGAAGACGGCCGCGAGAAGCUUCCUUACGUUCACGUCCGAGCUCGCCGAGGACAGGCCACGGAUAGCCAUAGUUUAGCAGAAAGAGCAAGGAGAGAGAAGAUUAAUGCAAGGAUGAAGCUGUUACAAGAGCUGGUUCCCGGAUGUAACAAGAUUUCAGGCACUGCAAUGGUGCUGGAUGAGAUCAUUAACCAUGUUCAGUGCCUACAACGUCAAGUGGAGUUUCUCUCAAUGAGACUUGCUACUGUCAAUCCCAGAGUUGAUUUCAAUCUUGACACACUUCUUGCAGCAGAGAGUGGAUCCCCAAUAGAAACGAAUUUCCAGGGCAUGGUUAUGCCAUCAAUGUGGCCUGAAGAACAGGUACACGGGAACAGACAGCAGUAUCAGCAGCUGUGGCAUUUAGAUGGACUGCAUCAGCCAAUCUGGGGUCGGGAAGAAGACAAUUCUAACUUUAUUACUCCAGAAAACUCGCUGUUGAGUUAUGACUCUUCAGCAAAUUCAGCUUCUUUGCACUCAAAUCAGCUGAAAAUGGAGCUGCUUUGAAGGUGGUGGUGGUCCUGAAGCUGCUAUACAUUACUUGCUAGCUAGCUGUAUAUAAAUCACAUAUAGUAGUGUUAUGUUAGUAAAUAGCAGGAAGGCGUAGAGAGGAUGCCUCGGCCAAUUCAUUUGGUUCCUCAUUGGGUUCCUACAUUCUCUAGUUAACCAGCUGGCAGAAUAUCCAUCCAUAAUGCAAUCAUCUUCUUAUCUCA